Molecule: messenger RNA, 2226 nt
Organism: Ipomoea nil (Japanese morning glory)
Lineage: Eukaryota; Viridiplantae; Streptophyta; Magnoliopsida; Solanales; Convolvulaceae
Product: bromodomain-containing protein 9-like
Exons: 9
Coding region: 86-1858 (590 amino acids)
Molecular function (GO): protein binding
Source: RefSeq, a predicted model, not a curated record
AGGGAGAGAGAGAGAGAGAGGGGGAGAGAGAUUUUUUGACAGAAGAGAGAGAAAAUUCGGGCCAAACGGAGAAGAGGAGAAAGAAAUGGGUAAGGCCACAACAGCAGCAGCAACAGUGUCUGUAGCAUCAGACAAAAUGAAGCGGAAGAAGAAGAAAGGGCGGCCAUCUCUGUCGGAUCUCCGGGGCCGAGACAGCAAUCAAUCGCCGGGUUCGAAUCCGACCACGCGCCGAUCGACGCGGCGUAACCCUAAUUUGGACUCCCCGGCCUCCCCUCCGCCGGAGUUUGACGAGGACGACGACGAGAGGAAGGAGAAGAAAGUGAAGCUCGUUGGGCGGUUGCCCCAGUCCAGCGCCAACCAGCUCCAGCAUUUCGAGAAUUCCCCCGGGAAUUCGGACUCGGGUUCCGACCCGGACGACGAGAAUCUCGAGGCGUCCGUUAAGAAACGCAAGGUCGACGCCGAAGAUUGCAGAUCUGAACUCGCCGUCUCUGAUCAGGGAGAAAAGACUUUGAAAGCGACGGACACUCAACAUGGGUCACCAUUGGCCUCUGGCCCCACAACACCUUUGCCAGACAAAAAGUUGUUGGUCUUCAUUCUUGACAGACUUCAAAAGAAGGACACUUAUGGUGUAUUCUCUGAACCUGUGGAUCCAAAUGAGCUACCUGAUUAUCAUGAGAUUAUAGAGCAUCCAAUGGAUUUUGGGACUGUGAGAAAGAAGCUUGAUGGACGGCUUUAUUCAACCCUUGAGGAAUUAGAGGCUGAUGUAUACUUGAUAUGUUCAAAUGCAAUGCAGUAUAAUGCACCGGAUACUGUUUACUACCGGCAGGCACGGUCUAUUCAAGAUCUGGCAAAAAGGGACUUUGAAAAUUUGAGGCAUGAGGGUGAGGAUGGUGAACCACAACCUAAGGUUGUUCGUAGAGGCAGGCCCCCAAGUAGUAAAAAUAUGAAAAAGGGUAUCGAGACAUCUCCUGUUGAUUGUGUUUGUCCCGAGAUUUCCUCCGGGGCAACUCUUGCCAGUGGGGAGGAUAAAGCUAUUGGAUCUAAUUCUUACAAUCUAAGAAAGGCACAGCCACUUUAUAGGUUUCGGUCUAAUGAUGUAUCUUUGUAUCGAUCACGCAAUGGCGAGAGUUACUCUGAGCGGUCCAACGAUUGGAAUGACGAGUUCCCAGCUUCCAUUUUGAGAGCUGACAUGAAGUACGGAAGCAAACACUUUGCACUUGAGGACAAUAGGCGUGAUACGUACAAGCAAUUCCAUUCAUCUUCUGGAAAUGAACCAUCAUUAUUUGACAACAGAAAUGGAAACCUGAAGUGGUUAAUGGCUGUAGGGCUUCAGUUGGAGCAACACGCUUAUGCAAGGAGCCUAGCGAGGUUUGCGGCAAAUCUUGGACCCGUUGCCUGGAAGGUAGCGUCAAAGAAAUUGCAGCACGUUCUUCCUCCGGGAGUUCAAUUUGGUCCAGGGUGGGUGGGAGAAGGUGGAGCUCAGCCACAGCCAUCAUGCCUUUCACCCGAGACGCACAACUCACCAAAUAGAUUGGCACCAACUGAUCACCAUUCUAGUAGACCUUUAACCCCGCCUUUUCCUAGUUCAAACUCUGCCACCGCAAGCACAUCCUCUGAAGCAAUGGUCGAAGCUGUCAGGAAAUUGAACAGCCUGAACGAGAUGUCAGACCAGCGCGGUGGUGGGUACAACACCCCUCAGGCCUUACAAAAAUCCAUAUUUCACCCAAACCGGAAUGGUAUGAAUGGCAUGUUUGGAUACGACCUGAACGUCCGAGUUCAGCCCCCCGGUCCAGCCUCGCCGAGUUCUAGCAUCCAAAUCGGUUCACCAAAGCAGCCAGACUUAGCUUUACAACUCUAGACUUAGGCCCUCCUAUAACUAAUCGCAAAGGUUCGAGGUGUUGUGCAAUCGGACGCUAAUGAAGGAACGGUAAGAUAGCUCAGCAGCAGUGUAACAGAAAGGGAGAAAAUUUGUACAGAUUGUGUAUUCAAUUUUUUUGGGUUGAAACUCAGGGGGAUGUCUUCUGCACCCAACCUUUGAAUCCCGCAGUUUAGAUCAAAAAAGAAAAAAAGAAAAAAAAAAUGAGAAGAGAAUAGAGAAAUGGUGAAUUUCUUUUUAGAAUAUCAAUCAAAUCAUACAUUGAAAAAUUGUAUUGUAUUAUGUCAGUAACUACUACUCAGUGCUUAAUUUGGAUUCCAAAAUUCCUCCCUAUUUACUUGCAACUUUCA